Westerdykella ornata is the source of this 2375-nucleotide messenger RNA. RefSeq names its product ANTH-domain-containing protein. The record is from RefSeq and is a predicted model, not a curated record. The transcript has 4 exons. Bases 248 to 2185 code for a protein of 645 amino acids. Gene Ontology annotation, biological process: vesicle budding from membrane; clathrin coat assembly; clathrin-dependent endocytosis. NCBI's taxonomy places the organism in Eukaryota, Fungi, Ascomycota, Dothideomycetes, Pleosporales, Sporormiaceae. Gene Ontology annotation, cellular component: clathrin-coated pit; clathrin-coated vesicle. Gene Ontology annotation, molecular function: 1-phosphatidylinositol binding; SNARE binding; phosphatidylinositol-4,5-bisphosphate binding.
GCUGGGUACAACGCAUCCCCACUGCACGCCCUCUCCCCUUGCGAGCCUCUCACAACCUCUCCGCGCGCGCCCAGCUGUACCACCGAGCUAUUCUUCUAUUCCCCGCUCCGACACCCUCCGCGAUGCCUCGAUAGCGGUUGCAUUCGAGUCCCCGGACCUGAGCAACCACCUCCAUCAACCACCGUUCCAACCAUUUCAGCAUACAUCCGCUCCGCCCGUUCCUGGAUAGACAACUGUGCCCUAUCCCAUGGCGAGCUCCUUCGAGAAGUCUGUCAGGGGCGGCACGAAAAUCAAGCUCGCGGCUCCCAAGUCGAAAUACGUCGAACAUAUUCUUGUCGCUACUCACGCCGGCGAAGCGGGUGUAGCGGAAAUCUUCCGAGCGCUCACGAAUAGGCUUCGUGAUUCGACAUGGACUAUUGUUUUCAAGAGCUUGAUUAUCGUACAUCUCAUGAUCCGGGAGGGGGAACCCGACGUCACGCUUAAGUAUCUGGCUCAAAACCCCGGAAGGAAGCUGGCAAUUAAUCACUUCACUGAGGUCCAAACGCAAGGUUACAAUAUCAAGACGUAUUCGGAGUACCUCCUCACGCGUGCAAAGGAGUAUGGCAGUACGCGUGUGGACUAUGUCAGAGGUGGAGAAGGUCGGCUAAAGAGGCUGAGCAUUGAUAAGGGCCUGCUGCGGGAGACGGAGAGCGUUCAGAAUCAGAUUCGGUACCUCUUGAAGUGCGAACCUUUCCAUGAUGAACCGGAAAACGAGAUCACAUUGACCGCCUUUCGGUUACUGACUAUGGACCUGCUUGUACUGUUCCACGUUAUGAACGAGGGUACGAUCAACGUUCUUGAGCACUACUUCGAGCUGUCCAAACCGGAUGCCGCACGGGCAUUAAAGAUAUAUCGGACGUUCGUGAAGCAGACGGAGGCUGUGGUGCAAUAUCUGAGCGUCGCCCGCCUGCACGAACAUUCGACCCGGUUAGAGAUUCCAAAAAUCAAACACGCGCCCACCAGUUUAGCUGCUUCCUUAGAAGAGUAUCUCAAUGACAAGGACUUUGAAAUCAACCGGAGACAGUACCUCGCUGAAAAGGAAGCAAAGAAGAAUGGCGGGAAGAGCACGAAUGGAACCGGCAAACCGCUGGUCGAAGCCGACUCGACCUCAGUGAAACCUGCUACUUCAAACCAGACCGCCGCAGCACCUGCGAAGCCAGCCGCCAACGCUCCUCUGAUUGACCUGUUCGAGUCUAUUGCAGAUAAUCAACAGGUUAUGGGUCAACCGCAGGUGCAACAGUUUUCUCAGCCAACUGGAUUUCAACAACCAGGGUUCCAAAAUCCAGCCCAACCCGCAGGAAUGGCUUUCCCGCAGCAACCACCCCAACAACCGUUCAGUGCAUCCUAUGGACAAGGUACGAAUCCCUUUGCUCAGAUGCAGCAGCCACCGCAGCAACCACAGCAACCGCAGCUCCAAACACAGUUCACAGGUGCUGGUUUUGGAGGGUAUACAGCUCAACCCUUCAGUCCUCAGAACCCUUCGUUGGCCCCUAUACCUCACAAUGGGGUUGCAAGUUAUAAUUCGCCACCUCAGCCCAUCCAGGAGCUUGCAGCAUACCCAUCACAGACGCAACCGAUAUAUGAAAUGCCAACGACAUCCCAACCACUUCAGCCACAACCAACGUCGACGAACCCAUUCCGUCACUCGUUGAUGCCUCCCGCUGCGGGAGCGACAGACCCCAAACUGCUCAGCAACCCCACGGGCUCCGCCCCCUCUUUGUCACGAUCUCCUACAAACCCCUUUGCUCGACACAACGCUGGGAUGCAACAAUCCGGCCAGUCACCUAUCGGCAUGUCCUCCUCACCGUUCUCUCCACUUCCCUCAAUCCAGGAACCUCAACCACAAGCCGCUUUUGCGCCACAACAACAGCCGCAACCGCUCCAACCUGCACAGACGGGGACGAAUCCAUUUGCUCGCAAUCACUCUCCACAGCAAGGGGCACCUUCGUCCCAAGGAGGACUCACUGUGCACGCAACAGGAAGUACGAACCCGUUCCGCCAGAGCGCAUUCGUAAAUCAGCAAACAGGCCAAGGAUGGCAGCAUGCUGGAAACCAAGGAACCCUUGGUGGGUUGAGCCUAGACCAGGUGCCCACGACGAGCGUGUUUCCCCGGCCAGGACAGCAGACGGGGCAAUACAUGGGUUAGCACGCGGAUUGCUUGAAGCGGGCUUUCCUAUAUAUCAACCCGCAACGGCCGCGCACUCAAGACAGGGCGUUGUCCAGUGUGCAGCAUGGAAAGCAGGGGAAGUAAUUAUGGGUCUGGCAAAAAGGGUGGUCACGUCUAUUUACUUGGAUGCGGUCAAUCAUUAGUAGGCUGGCGAGUCGGUCCCGGCGUG